Messenger RNA from Capsicum annuum, 4515 nucleotides. Its product is annotated as zeta-carotene desaturase, chloroplastic/chromoplastic-like. The record is from RefSeq and is a predicted model, not a curated record. Gene Ontology annotation, biological process: carotenoid biosynthetic process. Lineage: Eukaryota; Viridiplantae; Streptophyta; Magnoliopsida; Solanales; Solanaceae. Gene Ontology annotation, molecular function: 9,9'-di-cis-zeta-carotene desaturase activity.
ACAUUACUUAUUGAAUACUCACUUUAUUGUGAAAACUGACCAAAAAUCCUUGAAACACCUCGUAUAGCAAUAGAUUCCUAUAGACUUCCAAGUGGCAUGUAUCUCAAAAUUAAUGGCUUUUGACUUCUCAAUUGAAUAUAAAAAGGGUUUAGAGAAUAAGGCCGCAGAUGCUCUUUCUAGAAUGCCUGAUGCAGAAGUUUUAGCCAUAGCCGUACCACAUGAUGAUUUGUAUAACAAAAUUAAGGAUUCUUGGAGUACUGAUUCUGCAUUACAGUUGGUGAUUUAGAAAUUGCAGACUCAAAACUUCAAGUCAUACACUUGGUGCAAUGAUCAAUUAAGGUGGAAGGGUAGACUAGUGGUGGGAGAUAAUCCACAACUCCGAAGAACUAUUAUCAAACUUUGGUGUAGCAGUCCUCAAGGGGGACAUUCUGGUAUGGAUGCUACCAUUUGGAGGUUACAAUCAUUAUUUCAUUGGAAAUCACUCAUCUCAAAUGUUAGAAUUUUUAUUAACCAGUGUGACAUUUGCCAAAGACACAAGUAUGAUGUUGCAGCUUCUCCAGGUUAUCUUCAGCCCCUCCCUAUACCUGAAGGUGUUUGGACUGAUAUAUGUCUUGACUUUAUAGAAGGCCUUCCAAAGUUCCAGGGAAAAGAUGUUAUAUUAGUAUUGGUGGAUAGAUUGAGUAAGUAUGCUCAUUUCUUGAGUUUGCAGCAUCCAUAUACAGCUCAGUCAGUAGCUAAAAGUUUCUUAGAUGGAGUCUUUAAACUACAUGGAAUGCCUGUUACUAUGACCAGUGAUAGAGAUCCUGUAUUUUUGAGUUCUUUUUGGCAAGAAUUGUUCACACUUCAAGGUGUGCACCUCCAAAGAUCAACAACUCAUCAUCCUCAAACAGAUGGCCAAACUGAAGUGGUGAACAGAACCUUAACUUACUUGAGGUGUUUUUGUUCAAAUUGUCCCAAGGAUUGGAUUACUUAUUUACCACUAGCUGAAUGAUGGUAGAAUACUACCUACCAUUCUACUAUCAAAUGCACUCCUUAUGAGGUGCUUUAUGGUCAGAAACCUCUUGUGCAUUUUCCCUACCUGGUCGGAGAAAGUGCAGUUGAGAUGGUGGACAGAGAUCUUGCAGCUAGAGAGGCUAUCAUCCAGUUAAUCAAGUUUCACAUUGCUAGAGCUCAACAAAGAAUGAAAGACGUGACUGAUAAACAUAGAUCUGAUAGGUCCUUUGAAGUUGGUGACUGGGUCUAUUUGAAAUUGCAGCCUUAUAGGCAUGUUUCAGUUGCCUCUAGGCCUUUUAACAAGCUAGCAGCCAAGUAUUAUGGACCCUAUGUAGUUGAGGCUAAGAUUGGAGUUGUUGCUUAUAGACUUUUGCUUCCUUCUGAAGUACUUAUUCAUCCCUCACUCCAUGUGUCACAGUUGAAAAGGUGUCUUGUUGUGCCUAGUAGCAUUUCUCAUCCUCCUGUUCUCCACCUCUCAAGUCCUCAAUGUCCUUUACCUGGGGCUAUUCUUGAUAGAAGGAUGGUCAAGAAGGGUAACAAGGCUACCACUCAAGUUCUCAUCAAGUAGACUGAUAUAGACGUUGCACAGGCUACAUGGGAAUUUUUGUUUGAGGUUCAAACCAGAUUUCCUUCCUUUCAUUCUUGAGGUCAAGAAUGUUCUUUAGAGGGGGGUAUUGAUGCAAGUUCAUGGUGUUGAAUUCGUGUAUGAAGCUGAUGAGCUGAGCUGGCAAUCAAGGAAUUAAGUAGGCAAGCAGUAAAAUAGCUAGACAGUUACAGUUUGAAUUCUGUUAUUAGUGUAACUGCUAACACUGUAACAGUGACAGUUAUUUCCAUUUUUUUGUUAAGGUAGUUAGUAGGAAUUACAUUCCAGUUUGAGUAUAUAAGCUGCAAUGUAAGAUACACACACUCAUUACUGAUCAUAUCAAUACAGUUCUCUUUCUUAUUCUCUCAAACUCUCAUCCAUUAACUAUCAUCUCGGAUUAAAUCCCUGAGUCAGUUUCCCCCUUUUCUCGAGGUUUCCUCCUGAAAUUGAAUAAUUCUUUUUGAGUGCAUCAUGACUCAACAACUUGAUACUCCUAUAGUUGUUGCAACUUUGGAUGUCCCCCUUGAGUUCUAACGUAUACUUUAGCGAGCUGCGUUUUAUUGACUAUGAAAUUCAAUUAUACUUUCAUUUUAAAUAGUUGAUUUGUUUUUUUCAUAUGUUCAGUUGCUCAAGCUGAGAGCCGAGACAAAUAGACAUUUUUGCCAGUUUGGUUGUAAAUUGUUCAAUUAUAGUUCUUUUCAUUUACCUUUCCAAUUUCCAUGGAGAAGAAUAUGAAAUCCAUUUAUUCUCGGUAAAAGGCUUCCUCUUGUUCAUGUCUUUGUAUGGCUGUGAUCAAUCUGAGAAACGUUAACAAGGACUUGGUAUCUGCCUUGUUUCAAUGAACUAUCCACUUGUCCAUUUUUUGAUGCAGGCAGAAUGUACGUUAUUGCAGUCCGAUAUAUAUGUUUAACAAGAAACCCCAUUUUUUUGAUAUUUAACACGAAAAAGAUUUCGGUUUUUUCCCUUCCUAUGGCUACUUCUUCAGCUUAUCUUUGUUGUCCUGUCACUUCUGCUACUGGAAAGAAAUGUGUUUUUCCAAAUGGUUCAACGGGAUUCUUGGUUUUUGGUGGUCGUCGUUUGUCGAACCGGUUAGUGACCCCAAAGUCUGUUAUUCGGGCUGAUUUGGACUCCAUGGUCUCUGAUAUGAGUACAAAUGCUCCAAAAGGGCUAUUUCCACCUGAACCUGAACAUUAUCGGGGGCCAAAGCUGAAAGUAGCUAUUAUUGGAGCUGGACUUGCAGGGAUGUCGACUGCUGUGGAGCUCUUGGAUCAAGGACAUGAGGUGGAUAUAUGAUCAACGACCUUUAUUGGUGGGAAAGUGGGUUCUUUUGUUGAUUGACGUGGGAACCACAUUGAAAUGGGGCUGCACGUGUUCUUUGGUUGCUAUAAUAAUCUGUUCCGUCUGUUGAAAAGGGUGCUAAAAAAUCUGCUAGUGAAGGAGCAUACUCACACAUUUGUAAAUAAAGGGGGUGAAAUAGGGGAGCUUGAUUUCCGCUUUCCAGUUGGAGCACCCUUACGUGGAAUUAAUGCAUUUUUGUCUACUAAUCAACUAAAGAUUUAUGAUAAAGCUAGAAAUGCUGUAGCUCUUGCCCUUAUUCCAGUGGUGCGGGCUUUAGUUGAUCCAGAUGGUGGUGCAUUGCAGCAGAUACGUGAUCUAGAUAGUGUAAGCUUUUCUGAUUGGUUCAUGUCUAAAGGAGGGAUGCGUGUUAGCAUCCAGAGGAUGUGGGAUCCUGUUGCAUAUGCUCUUGGAUUCAUUGACUGUGACAAUAUCAGUGAUCGGUGUAUGCUCACUAUAUUUGCAUUAUUUGCCACUAAAACGGCGACUUCCCUAUUGCGCAUGCUUAAAGGUUCUCCUGACGUUUAUUUGAGUGGUCUAAUUAAGAAGUACAUCAUAGACAAGGGGGGAAGGUUCCAUCUAAGGUGGGGAUGCAGAGAGGUACUCUGCGAAACCUCCUCUGAUGGAAGCAUGUAUGUUAGCGGGCUUGCCAUGUCAAAGGCCACUCAGAAGAAAAUUGUAAAAGCUGAUGCCUAUGUUGCUGCAUGUGAUGUACCUGGAAUUAAAAGAUUGGUACCUCAGAAGUGGAGGGAAUUGGUAUUCUUUGACAACAUUUACAAAUUGGUUGGAGUGCCUGUUGUUACCGUACAACUACAAUACAAUGGCUGGGUUUCCGAGUUGCAGGACUUGGAGCGUUCAAGGCAAUCAAAGUGCGCUACAGGUUUGGACAAUCUCCUGUACACGCCAGAUGCAGAUUUCUCUUGUUUUGGAGACCUUGCAUUGACAUCUCCGGUAGAUUAUUACAUUGAGGGAUAAGGCUCAUUGCGUCAAUGUGUCCUUGCACCUGGCGACCCUUACAUGCCUCUCCCAAAUGAAGAAAUCAUAAGAAGAGUGUCAAAACAGGUUUUGGCGUUAUUUCCUUCUUCCCAAGGUCUUGAGAUAACCUGGUCAUCAGUUGUGAAGAUUGGGCAAUCCUUAUAUCGUGAAGGACCUGGUAAAGACCCGUUCAGACCUGAUCAAAAGACGCCAGUGGAAAAUUUCUUUCUUGCUGGCUCAUAUACAAAACAGGACUACAUCGAUAGUAUGGAAGGGGCAACUCUUUCAGGCAGGCAAGCUUCUGCAUACAUAUGUGAUGCUGGAGAGCAGCUGUUGGCGCUGCGAAAAAAGAUUGCUGUUGCUGAGUUAAACGAGAUCUGUAAAGGUGUAUCGCUAUCGGAUGAGUUGAGUCUUGUCUGAUGACUGCAAAUAAUUCAAAUAUAAUUCAGUUAGGCAGUGCAUAAGAAUUCUUCUAAAUUUUUGAGUCCACAAGAAAUGAAAAGGUUUAAAAAUGUUGUAUGUAAUAUUAGUAAAUCUUCAUAGUGGUGUUUUGAACGAAGAGGUGUAAGCAUUGCAUAUGUAUGGCCUUACGAUCUCUAUUUUGGUACCAAACAAAUGAACUGUUCUUU